GUCUGAUCUACGGAGUACUUACACCAUCUUCACAACACAUAUUAAGGUUGACUGCGGAUGAUGCUUAGCACACGGACAGUAAUCAGAAGAAUACCCCUACCUCGAGCUCACGCCAUUGAUUUCCGACGAACCAUGAGCUCUCAGGAUAAGAUUCACUUUGGGCCCUUCGAGGUCACCAGCCAGGUCUUCUUCAAAACGGCCCACUCCUUCGCCCUGGUCAACCUCAAGCCUCUCCUCCCAGGCCACGUCCUCAUUUGCCCCCUGAAGCCUCAUAAGCGGCUGACGGACCUCCCUCCGGCCGAGGUGACGGACCUCUUCACCACGACGCAGCUGGUGCAGAAGAUGCUGGCCCGCCGCUACUUCCCUUCGUCAUCGUCGUCGUCGGCGCCGGCGUCGCCGGAGGCCGGUUCCUUCAACAUCGCCGUACAGGACGGCGCAGACGCGGGGCAGACGGUGUCGCACGUCCACGUGCACAUCAUUCCGCGCAUCCCCGGCGAGACGGGCAAAGACAGGCCCGGGCCGAGGGACGAGAUCUACGAGCAGAUGGCCGGCGAGGAAGGGAACGUGGGCGGUGCGCUGUGGGACAGGGAGCUGGGGAAGAGGCCCGAGACUGGAGGGCAGUUUGCGAGGAUCGAGGAUGCGAUGAGGAAGGCGAGGACUAUGGAGGAGAUGGUCGAGGAGGCGAAGUCAUAUCGGGCCUUGCUGGAAGAGAUGGGCGCUAUCGGCGAAAGGUAGGCAACACUGGAGUAGAGGAAGCAUCAUGCAUUCUGUCUAUCCAUGGCUAUAUAUGUACGUCUACGAUGAAGGUUUACUCAUCCAACAUCUCGAGAUAAGUCUUGGUCUACCUAGGUAGAUGUCUCUAGCAGUCAGCAAAUCUGACAGUUAGGACACCGUGAGGGCCGUAGCUGUAGGCAUUCGGUACACAAAUGAUGCAAUAAAAAAGUUUGAAAACCUAAAAAUUCGGUGAGCUAGUUUCAAUCAGUCAGAAAUGCUUCAUUG
Colletotrichum destructivum is the source of this 999-nucleotide messenger RNA. Its product is annotated as Putative HIT-like domain, histidine triad, HIT-like superfamily, FHIT family. NCBI's taxonomy places the organism in Eukaryota, Fungi, Ascomycota, Sordariomycetes, Glomerellales, Glomerellaceae. The coding region runs from base 58 to 735 and encodes 225 amino acids. The transcript is spliced from 2 exons. Gene Ontology annotation, molecular function: catalytic activity. The record is from RefSeq and is a predicted model, not a curated record.